Cebus imitator (Panamanian white-faced capuchin) is the source of this 1133-nucleotide messenger RNA. Its product is annotated as rho GTPase-activating protein 33-like. NCBI's taxonomy places the organism in Eukaryota, Metazoa, Chordata, Mammalia, Primates, Cebidae. The transcript has a single exon. The coding region runs from base 203 to 742 and encodes 179 amino acids. The record is from RefSeq and is a predicted model, not a curated record.
ACCCUUCCUUGGGGUCCCCAAGCCAGGCUUGUACCCUCUGGGCCCCCCAUCCUUCCAGCCCAGUUCCCCAGCCCCAGUCUGGAGGAGCUCCCUGGGGCCCCCUGCACGCCUCGACAGGGGAGAGAACCCGUACUAUGAGAUCGGGGCAGGUGAGGGGUCCCCCUAUUCUGGCCCCGCCUGCUCCUGGAGUCCCUUUCGCUCCAUGCCCCCUGACAGGCUCAAUGCCUCCUACGGCAUGCUGGGCCAAUCGCCCCCACUCCACAGGUCCCCCGACUUCCUGCUCAGCUACCCACCCGCCCCCUCCUGCUUUCCCCCCGACCACCUUGGCUACUCAGCCCCCCAGCACACUGCCCGGCCCCCGACCCAGCCCGAGCCCCUGUACGUCAACCUAGCCCUAGGGCCCAGGGGUCCCUCACCUGCCUCUUCCUCCUCCUCUUCCCCUCCUCCUGCCCACCCCCGAAGCCGUUCAGAUCCCGGUCCCCCAGUUCCCCGCCUUCCCCAGAAACAACGGGCACCCUGGGGCCCCCGAACCCCUCACAGGGUGCCCAGUCCCUGGGGCCCCCCUGAGCCUCUCCUGCUCUACAGGGCAGCCCCACCGGCCUACGGGACGGGGGGUGAGCUCCACCGAGGGUCCUUGUACAGAAAUGGAGGACAAAGAGGGGAGGGGGCUGGACCCCCACCCCCCUACCCCACUCCCAGCUGGUCCCUCCACUCUGAGGGCCAGACCCGAAGCUACUGCUGAGCGCCAGCUGGGAGGGGCCGUCCUUGCUUCCCUUCAUCCUCGCUGGAUCUUGGCCCAGACAAAUCCCUUGUUUUGUAUUUUCUUGAGCCCUGACCCCUACCCCAGGUUUCUAACUUUCUAACUUGUUUCUGAUGUGGGUUUCUAACCUGUAAUCCCAGCUUCCCUAUCCUGGGCUGAAGGGUCUGCCCACCCCCCACCUCCCUCCAUCCUGGGGGUCCUCGCACAAAUCUGGGGAGGGGGCGCUAGGCUGACCCCAUCCUCCUCUCCCUCCAGGAGCCCCCAGCAUGUCCUAACCUGUGCAUGGGGGUGGAGGGACAGUUCCUGCCCUUCUCUCCCCACAUGCCCCACUAAACCAUCUGACAACGUUAACGAAUAAAAUGGUGAAAAUGUG